Messenger RNA from Telopea speciosissima, 914 nucleotides. Its product is annotated as chalcone synthase-like. NCBI's taxonomy places the organism in Eukaryota, Viridiplantae, Streptophyta, Magnoliopsida, Proteales, Proteaceae. Gene Ontology annotation, biological process: polyketide biosynthetic process. Bases 1 to 738 code for a protein of 245 amino acids. The transcript has a single exon. Gene Ontology annotation, molecular function: acyltransferase activity, transferring groups other than amino-acyl groups. The record is from RefSeq and is a predicted model, not a curated record.
AUGGGGUCAGUUGGAGAAAUCUAUGAAGCGCAGUGCACUCAGGGUCUAGCCACAGUGCUGGCCAUCGGCACAGCAAAUCCAUCCAACUGUGUAUAUCAACCUGAUUUCCCAGAUUUCUACUUCAGAUCCACAAAGAGUGAGCAUAUGACUGGAUUGAAGGAGAAGUUCAAGCGAAUCUGUGACAGAUCUACAAUUAUAAAACGUCAUCUCUACAUGAUUGAGGAAAUGAUCGAGGAGAACCCCGACUUCUACAACCCCAUGGCUCCAACACUUGAUGCACGCCAAGAUAUUAUGGUUGUUGAGGUUCCCAAGUUGGCUAAAGAAGCAGCUUUAAAAGCCAUCAAUGAGUGGGGACAGCCCAAAUCAAAGAUCACCCACAUUGUAUUCACAACCAUUUCUGGUGUUGAUGCACCUGGUGCCGACUUCCAACUCAUCAAGCUCCUUGGCCUUUCACCUACCGUCAAACGUGUGAUGAUGUAUCAUCUAGGCUGCGACGGUGGUGGCAGUGUCCUCCGUGUUGCCAAAGACCUUGCUGAGAACAAUAAAGGUGCGCGUGUCCUCGUUGUUUUCUCGGAGUUAAACUCAGUUAGUGGCUUCAAGGGACCAACCGAGACCGACUUCCACACCUUACUUGGGCAGGCAAUCUUUGCAGAUGGCGCUGCAGCUUUAAUAGUUGGUGCAGACCCCAACACAUCAAUUGAGCGCCCACUGUUCCAACUCUUCUCAGCAGGUUCUUGAAUUCUCCCAGACUCGGAUGAUAUGGUUGAAGGUCAUUUUCGUCAAACGGGUCUUUCAAUCAGCUUAUCCAAGGAUGUAGCCAAAACUAUUUCUGGGAACAUCGGAAAAUGCUUGGCGGAAGCAUUCAGCAAGAUUGGUAUUAGUGAUUGGAACUCCAUUUUUUGGGUGUCUCACCC